UAAAACCCGAGACCAGCUCACGAAGAAACCCUAAACUCGCUCCAGAUUCUCGUGUAUGCUGUGCGGAAGCCUAACUCCACCGAGGAAUUUGAAGGCCCGUCGACCGGAAAUCUUUCCUUCAUCGCCGCAAAUUAGUCAACUCCGACGACUAUUCGUAUAUUAAUCAGGAAAGAGGGCUUGCUACUCUGACAACACAUACACUGAGCUGAAACUGCUGGUGAACUAUAAGAGAUGGAGAGUUGGGAUGAUGAUGCACCUAUUCCUGACCUAAAGAAGGGGCAACCACCAAGUAAAUGGGAUGAUGAGGAUGUGGAUGACAAUGAUGUAAAAGACUCUUGGGAAGAUGAGGAUGAUGAGCCUGCUCCAGCACCUAAACCAGAGCCUCCUGCUGAAAAGGCUCCAAAAAAGCCUGCUGCUAAAGCUACUGAAACGAAGGGCAAAGUGGUUAAAGUUGCACAGGAGGAGCCUUUAGACCCAGUAGCUGAAAAACUACGACAACAGAGGCUCGUGGAGGAAGCUGAUUAUAAGUCAACAACAGAAUUGUUUGCUAAGAAAGGUGAUGAGAAGACCCUUGAAAAUUUCAUUCCGAAAAGCGAAAGUGACUUCUUCGAAUAUGCAGAGCUCAUUUCUCAUAAGCUGCGUCCAUACGAGAAAAGCUACUUCUAUAUGGGAUUACUCAAGGAGGUAAUGCGACUGUCAAUGACCACAUUGAAAGGCCAAGAUGCCAAAGAAGUGGCAUCUUCUAUUACUGCAAUAGCAAAUGAAAAAAUAAAAGCAGAAAAAGAUGCCAAUGCUGGCAAAAAGAAAGGUGGAAAGAAGAAGCAGCUGCACGUUGAUCGGGCUGAUGAUGACGCUGUGGUUAAUGCAUAUGAUGGUUAUGAUGAUGACUAUGAUUUUAUGUGAGAAGAAUAUCUUCACAAACCACAUGUUUAUUACACCAAACUACUACUGUCUUUCCAGUCCUAUUAUCAUCAGAAGUUAAAACCCCAUGCAUUUAUGAAAACAAAUAUAAGGAGAGGAUCCUGUGGCUUGUACUCCCAAUUCUGGAGGCUGGUUGAGUGUCAUAGAUUUUUGUCAAAUAAAAUAUUAUCCCGUUUUGUCUUUCUCGUUUUAUUUAUUUAUUUUUCUUUUUCUUUUUGUUUCUUUUGGUAAAUUGGUGUUCUCCUGUAUUCAUACUGUAUGAUAAACAUCAGAUUUUGAGUCUAUAUUUUCUUGGAUCAGUUGCUACUGA
Molecule: messenger RNA, 1231 nt
Organism: Ipomoea triloba (trilobed morning glory)
Lineage: Eukaryota; Viridiplantae; Streptophyta; Magnoliopsida; Solanales; Convolvulaceae
Product: eukaryotic translation initiation factor 3 subunit J-like
Exons: 7
Coding region: 232-903 (223 amino acids)
Cellular component (GO): eukaryotic translation initiation factor 3 complex; cytoplasm
Molecular function (GO): translation initiation factor activity
Source: RefSeq, a predicted model, not a curated record